UGACGGCUGUGGAGAAUGCUCGAUCAGCGCUGCAGCUGCUUCGGUCCGGCACGGCGGCGAUCGACCUGAUUCUCGCGGAGGUGGAGCUGCCCAACGGCAAGGGCAUGAAGAUGCUCAAGCUCAUCGCGCGUGAAGAGCGCCUUCGGAAGAUUCCGAUAGUCAUGAUGUCGGCGCGCGACGAGAUGGCCAUCGUCGUGCGCUGUCUGCGUCUCGGCGCGGCGGAUUUCCUCGUGAAGCCAUUGCGGACGAACGAGCUCCUCAACCUCUGGACGCACAUGUGGCGCCGCCGCCGAUCCGCGUCUUGCAAGUUCGGCCUGACGGAGCGACCGCAGAACCUGGUGCCUGUGAGCAUGAACGACCUGCCACACGACUUCGUGUUCAUCGAUACCAGCGAGUCCAACACCGCAGCGCUCGCCGCCUCUACUUCCUUCAACCCAUCCCUGCUUGGCUGCUCUCCCUUCACCGGCACUCCACUGCUCUCAUCCGCAGCGCCAGUCAACGCCUUGCUGGGUCCAUCCGCGCCUUCUCUCAAUGCCUCAUUGCUCGCUUGCUCCAUAGACCUGAGCACCCUCGCUGCUACCACCACGCCACCAGGUCCUUCUGCGGCUAGCUCCUCAAGCCGCAGGAACGACGCGGGGUGUGGUGCAGGGCGAGGCGGUGCAGGGCAAGGCGGUGGAGGACGAGGAGGGAAAGAGAGAGCGGAUCCAGAAUAUGAGGAGGCAGAGGCGGACGGAGAGGGUAAGGCAGAAGGAGGGCGCAGAGCAGGAGAGAAGGUGAGGAGGCAGGUGGAAGGAUCGGGGGAGACAGGCAGGGAGGGCGAGGUGGGGGGGGAGGUGAGAGGCGUGGCAGGCAGAGAGUCCGCCAAAGCACCUGCCACAGCGCGAGGGAAAGACAGCUCCCCUGCAGGCGCAUCUGGGGGAGGCGGUGCGCCAGGCAGCGGGGGAAGCAGAACUGGGGGCGGAAGGGGGGCGAGUCUAGGGGGAACGGGGCGAGGCGAGGUGACUCAGCAGCUGCAGGCGCUGCAGGCACAGGACAUGUGUGGCAAUGGCUGUGGCAGCAGCAGCCGGGCUACCGACUACACUCCGUACAACAACCCUGUAGUACCGGUGCAGGCAGGCACCCUUGCCAGUGCUGGCAGCAGCAUGACCGGAGGACAGCUGGCGUCGUCCAAUUGGUGGGGCAGCACCGGCUCCGGCACAGGCAUGGGCAUGGGGACAGGGAUGGGCAUGGGAACAGGCACGGGGCCUGCUUGGGACAGCAGCUCGGUGCUUGCUGGCGCUGGUCCCUCCAGCACCACGCCUGGCGUUGAUGGCUUCACCGCUGCUGCGGCUGCUGCAGCUGCUGCUAUGGCAGCUGCUGCUGCUGCCACUGCAGCUCCGUCCUCCUCCCACCCAUUCGCAGGGCUCCUUCCGAACCAGCCUGCCGGCCCUCAUCCUUUCCCCUCCCACUCCUUCUCCCACCCUCUGCAAUUCCUCAACUUCCACCCCUCUCACACUCUCAACCAGGACUUGCAAUCACCUCCUGACUCCCUGAAUCCCCCAUCCUCCUCGCUCAUCCCCUUCCCGUGCACGCUCCCUCCAUUCGCCAGUCACAUGCAGAAUCAGCAGCAGAUGCUGUCUCAGGGCCAGCAGCAGAACCUGCCACCGCCGUUCCAGCACCUGCCACCACACAUAGCAGCCGCUGCUGCUGCUGCCGCAGCUGCAGCAGCGGCCUCUGGGCUUCCCCCUCAGCACCCACUAACUCAAUCCCUUGCUGCCGCUGCCGCUGCCGCUGCCGCCCUGCCGGGAAACCAGCUGACACAGACCCCUCACUUCAACCACCCGCAGCAUCACUCCCACCCGUUUUUUGCCGCUGCGGCUGCAGCAGCAGCAGCCUUCCCUCACCUCUCUCCAGAAGCAGCAGCAGCAGCUACUGCCAACCUGCACAUGUCAACCGGCAUGUCGACCCUUCCUCUUCCCACUCCUCCGUCAACCCAUUCUAUGUUCUCGCAUGACCUGCAAGGGACUGGCAGUGCAGGACCCCUACCCCCAACCUCCACAGCAGCAAUCGCCUCGGUUCAAGCCAUGCCCAUCCUUCCUCACAACCCCUUCUCCUUAUUCUCUGCAAUCUCUCCUCCCCAGCUGUCCCUUGCUGGGCCGGGGGUUCUGCACUCUGCCACACAGCCUGGACACCUUGCUGACAUGGCGGCGGGUGUAUCCUUGCUGGGAGCGGGUGGGGGAGGGGAUGGGGGGACAGGGGGUUACCCCUGGCCGGGGCAGGGGGGAGGGUUGCAUUUCUCUGCAGCGUCAAUGGCUGCGGCAGCAGCGGCUGCUGCUGCAACAGCUGCAUCAGGAGGUGGUAUGGGAGGGUGUGGUGGAGGAGAAGCAGGUGGGGGAAAUGUGGGAGGUGGUGUUGGUCCAGGGGGAGGGGGGGUGCAGAUGGAGAGGAGGGUUGAGAUGUAUGAUAGGAGGGAGGCAGCGCUGAGCAAGUUCAGGCAAAAGCGUGGAGAUUUCGCUGCUUGUCCGCCUCCCACCCAUUCACUCCCUUCUGUUCGUAGUGACUCUGGUUCGGCUGGUGCAGCUGACGUGGCCGGCGCGGGGAAGGCGCAGCAGAACGCGGGUGAUCCGUACGGGAAGAGGGUGCUGGGGCGGGCCGUCGUGCAGUGGAUGGCGCGCGGUAUUGCGCGGAUGGCGCAGGACGUGGCGGAGCGGGAGGCGCGCGGAGAGGAGGGGUUGGAGGGGGUGGCUGCUGGCGGAAGCAUGGCGGUGCUGGCGCUGGCGCAGGAUCACCUGCAUAGAGAGCCGAUGCCAGAUGGCGAGCAGCCGCGGUGCCACGUGGCGAUGAAUCACUACCCCACGGUAUUGGACCAUCUUCAGCGAGAGCUUCAGGCGGAGCUCAAGAGACGACAUGCACAGCAGGCGGGUACGGGGGAGCAGCAGGUCAAGGCUGUUGUGAAAGCAUGGAAUGAGAGCGCUUCGUGGAACGUUCUGAAACAGCUCAUGAAAUCUGGCCAACACCGGGCUACCAUCCGCCAGCCAAUCAGCACUCUCGCCGCUUCAGCUACCGCCUCCCAGAAGCGCCAGACAAACCUCGCCGCCCUCCUCUCCCCCUCCGCACUGCAAGCCGCCCAGCAGCGAAUCAACGCCUACGUGGCAACGGCCGCGGAGCUCCUCCAAUUGGAGCGAGACGCUGAGCUGGACGCAGUCGCUGCUGAGGUCAGCAACACCCAGUUAACAACUGCCUCCAGUCGCCCAGAGACUGAAGCCAUCAGCGAGGGUGCCAAAGAGAGGAGGAGGCGGAAGGAGCGAGGGGAGGUGGAGAGAGGGCUGGCGAGAGAGGGGGGCACUCUGACGGACUUAGUCGCUGUGGGAACGUCUACUGGGCUGGCCGGCGUGCAUCUCAUCACCCUCGCUUCCCCCAGCUCGGGUCUCCUUUCCGCCUCUACCCUCUCCCCGGGCGACGCCAUCUGUCUCUCCCCUGAUUGGUCCAAAUGCAGCCGCAUCGGCAGUGGGAGCAAGGCUGGUGCGCGUGCUGCUGCAGCAGCGGCGGCUGCUGUGUGCCACCGAGGGUAUGUGCACGAGAUGGGGGAAGAUGGGCAGAGCCUCGUGGUUGCACUGGACGGGAAGCUUGGCGUGGGCAGCAGCGGCACACGCAGUGGAGCGGGCACAAGUGGGUCGGAGAGUGAAGGGGAGGGCGGCAGCAGCAGCGGCGGGAGAGGGGCGUCCUCACCGUUGUAUUUGCAGGAGCUCUUUGGCGUGGCGCUCAGAGUGCAGCGCAUGUCAGGACUCGUGGACUUCACAACGUUCGAGCAGUAUCAGCUCCUAGCGUCGACCUCACAAGCCCCUCAUCCGCUUCAUGCUCUUCUUUUUUCCUUUCCGUUGCACAUCUUCCCCCCCUCAUGUCUCUGUCCCCCUCGUCUCGAAUGCCCCCCGCCCCGCCCAUCCUCCCGCCCACUCCCCAUCCCCACCUGGCAGCGCAAUUGCGAGGCACUGGAGCGACUCAAAACGUUCGCGCUCAAGCCCAAGAGCCCUGCUCGCGCCGUCGCUGCUGCCCUCUUCGCUCCCCCCCUUGCUGCUGCCCCUGCAACAGCUAUACCACCAACAUCCCCUGAAGCAUCUGGAAAUGCAGCCAGCACCGUCUCACCAUCGCUAUCCUCGUCCCCCCUGUCCUCCUCACCCUCCUCAUCCUCCUCCCCGACCUCAGCAUCCGCCUCUCCCUCCUCUCCUCAACCCUCCAUCCUCUCGUUCGACCCCAGUCAGCUGGCAGCCAUUCAUCUCGCCCUGGACCCUGCCCGCCCUGUGGUGGCCAUUCAGGGCCCCCCAGGCACCGGCAAGACGUCCGUUGUCACGGAGAUUAUCGCCCGGGCAGUCAGAGAGGGGCGCAGAAGGGAGAGGGAUGAGGAGGAAAAGAGGCAGGCGGAGGAGGAGGACGAGGAGGAGGAGGAGGAGGAGGAGGGGGAGGGGGAGGUGGAAGGUGGGCGGGGGAUGGACACUGGAAAGCAAGCACCAGGUGAUGCGAGGACGAAGCAGCAGCGAACAAAGAAGCACCGGGUGCUGGUGUCAGCGCCCACCAACGCGGCAGUGGACGUGCUCGUGGAGCGCCUAGCCUCCCAGGGCCUGGCAGUCGCUCGGGUAGGCAACCCCAUGCGCCUCUCCCCUGCCGUCACGCCCUACUCCCUGGACCACCUUGUGGCCGCCCGCCUGCGCUCCUUCCACCAAGACGUUGCCCGGCGCCGCCGCGACCUCAGGUCGGAUCUCCGCGCUGUCGGCUCCGACUCCGCCCUGCGCUCCGCGCUCCAGAAGAUGCUGCGGCGCCUGGCGCGCGUGGAGAAGCAGCGGGAGAAGGAGGAGGUCGCGCAGGUGCUGGGGGAGGCCGAGGUGAUUCUCUGCACCACCACGGGGGCCGGGGAGAAAGUGGUGCAGGACAUGGCGAGGCAGGAGGGCGGGUUCGACCUGGUGGUCCUAGAUGAGGCAGGGCAGGCUACGGAGCCGUCUAGCUGGAUACCUUUACUGCUGGGGCGACGAGCUGUGGUGGCUGGGGAUCCGUGGCAGCUGGCGCCUACAGUGCAGUCUGUGGAAGCCCAGCAGCGGGGGCUGGGGGUUUCGCUCAUGGAGAGGAUUCAGGAGGAGGGGCUGCUGGGGAGUGGUGGGGGAGAGGGGACGGUGGAGAACGGUGGGGAGCGGUGCGGUGGCAGUGUUGCUAUGCUGCGAGUGCAGUACCGCAUGCACCGAGCCAUCUCGGACUGGAGCUCUGAGGAGAUGUACCACGGGCAGCUCAUGGCCUCGCCUGCUGUUGCCAACCGCACCUUGGCUGACAUCACACUGCCUUCUCCUCCUGGCCCCCACUCCUCCUCAUCAUCAUUCCCCCAGUCCUCCUCCCACUCCCUCCCCCCUCUCCUAGCCCAUCCAAUGCUUCUGAUCGACACGCGCUCCCCCCGUGGUCUGCUGCACGAGCACUGCGAGGAGGCGCCUGAUGCAGCAGGCACGGGGUCGCUGGUCAACGAGGGCGAGGCCGACUUGGUCGUGGAUCACGUCGCUCGUCUUAUCUCGGCCGGCGUGCCACCCGGGUCCAUUGCCGUGCAGUCGCCGUACCUCGCCCAGGUGCAACUCAUCCGCCAGCGCCUCGAGGAGCGCCUGGGCGGCAUUGUUUGGCCGCACGCUGUGGCUCGGGAGGCCGGGGAGGGAGAGGAAGGAGGAGGAGGGGGUGCUGGGGAAUGGGAUGUGGGGGCGGUGGAGGUGGCUAGUGUGGAUAGCUUUCAGGGGAGGGAGGCAGACGCUGUUAUUAUCUCCAUGGUUCGGUCCAACCCAUAUGGUUCAGUCGGGUUCCUCGGGGACCGUCGCAGAAUGAAUGUAGCGGUGACACGUGGCAGGCGCCACGUGGCAGUUGUUGCUGACUCAGCAACGGUCGAGCAGCAGCGCGCUGAGGGAGCUGUUAGCGGACGCGGACGAGGUGGGCUCGUUCAUAAACACGCCGUGGACUCAUCUCACCGCAUUUCCAUCCACUGCACUCCUCCUAACCGCCCUGCCUCCACUGUCCCCCCCAUCCUGCGAGCAGAGGUUUCCCUGCCGCGGCUGCUGAAGGGCAGCAUCGCGCUGAGUGAACUAUUUAACAACGCGGACGAGUAUCCUCUACCGCGGCUACUGGAGGGUAGCACCGCGCUGAGGGAACUAUUUAACGACGCGGACGAGGUGGACGAGUUUAUAGACGCGCUGUGGACGCGCAUGGACCUGGAUGGUGACGGCACCGUGACCAUGCACGAGAUUCGCCCCAUGCUGCCUGCGCUUGGGCUCUUUCCCCAACCCCUGCCCAUCUCCACCGGUGGGUUGCCCCUGCGCAGAU
Molecule: messenger RNA, 6318 nt
Organism: Closterium sp. Naga37s-1
Lineage: Eukaryota; Viridiplantae; Streptophyta; Zygnematophyceae; Desmidiales; Closteriaceae
Source: the annotation of a GenBank genome assembly